This is a messenger RNA of Stylonychia lemnae, 387 nucleotides long. NCBI's taxonomy places the organism in Eukaryota, Ciliophora, Spirotrichea, Sporadotrichida, Oxytrichidae. The record is from the annotation of a GenBank genome assembly.
AUGUAAUCUAGCCAAAUUUAUCAUCAACCCUCCUACAACUAACAAUUAUUUACCUUCGAAAGUCCCAGUAAAAACUUUUUCAAUUCAAAUCUAAGUUAUGGAAACAUAGCUGAUGCCUAUAUAAAUGAAAAUUUCAUGGUUACAAGUACAGCUAACACUGCUAUUGGAAGACUCAGGGCUUUGGAAGAGCCAUCUCCAUUGAUCUCAUCUCUAGAUUAGGCUCAAAUUCAGCAUCAAGAUUUUUUUCAGCCUGCAUCAAAUGCAAACUAGGCGGGGAAUCUUUCGUUUCAUAAUAAUGAUCCGCCCUCUUAAGAAAGCUUCCUCAAUAGCAACUAGCCAGGACUCUUUGAGUUCAACGACGAUAAGUGGAAGAGAUAAUUCAUGUGA